Molecule: messenger RNA, 1009 nt
Organism: Cygnus olor (mute swan)
Lineage: Eukaryota; Metazoa; Chordata; Aves; Anseriformes; Anatidae
Gene: SPCS3
Product: signal peptidase complex subunit 3
Exons: 5
Coding region: 175-717 (180 amino acids)
Biological process (GO): protein targeting to ER
Cellular component (GO): membrane; signal peptidase complex
Source: RefSeq, a predicted model, not a curated record
CGCGCCUCUCCGUGCCGGCCGCGCGCCCCUUCACCGCGGCCCAAGGCAAAGGCGCCGUCGCCGUCCGCCUCGUCCCAGGCCGGCUGAGCUACCCCCUCACCCUAGCCCCCCGCCCCGCUCACAUCCCGCGCCCGAGCAGCGGCUAGAGCCCGGCGGGCCGAGCCGAGCGGGGAGAUGAACACGGUGCUGUCCCGGGCCAACUCGCUCUUCGCCUUCUCGCUGAGCGUGAUGGCGGCUCUCACCUUCGGCUGCUUCAUCACCACCGCCUUCAAGGAGCGCAGCGUGCCCGUCAGCAUCGCUAUCUCCCGAGUCACGCUCAAAAAUGUGGAAGAUUUCACUGGACCUAGAGAAAGAAGUGAUCUGGGAUUCGUCACGUUUGACAUUACUGCAGAUCUGCAGAGUAUAUUUGACUGGAAUGUUAAACAAUUGUUUCUAUAUUUGUCUGCAGAAUAUUCAACAAAAAACAAUGCUCUGAACCAAGUGGUCCUUUGGGACAAGAUCAUGUUGAGAGGAGAUAAUCCAAGACUGUUCUUAAAAGACAUGAAGUCGAAGUACUUUUUCUUUGAUGAUGGAAAUGGUCUCAAGGGAAACAGGAAUGUCACUUUGACUCUCUCCUGGAAUGUUGUACCAAAUGCCGGCAUUCUACCUCUUGUGACAGGGUCAGGACAUGUGUCUGUACCUUUCCCAGAUACCUAUGAAACAACAAAAAGUUAUUAAAUUAUGAUACUGAAGCAACAUAUUUUUAUACUUGUAUAUUGUGAAUAAAUUUUAUUGCAAUUUCUUCUCACAUCCCAUGCCACCCUCCAGUGAAAGGUACUUAAUUUCCUCAGGUCUAACAGCAUAGGAAAAGGAAAUAAAAGUUCAAUUUUUUUUUAAUAAAACAUUGAAGCUGAAACUGAAAGGAAAGGUAAAUUAUGAAGUAAUGGUUUUGGGGGGGAAACUGAGGAAUUUUUUUUUUCUUGGCCAUCUGGGUAUAAAUCUACCUUUCUUUUAAAUAAACAUUUUUACA